Molecule: messenger RNA, 1819 nt
Organism: Cyprinodon tularosa
Lineage: Eukaryota; Metazoa; Chordata; Actinopteri; Cyprinodontiformes; Cyprinodontidae
Gene: bin1b
Product: bridging integrator 1b
Exons: 16
Coding region: 262-1572 (436 amino acids)
Cellular component (GO): synaptic vesicle; plasma membrane; cytoplasm
Molecular function (GO): tau protein binding; phospholipid binding
Source: RefSeq, a predicted model, not a curated record
UGCUGAUCACCGAACCGAACCGAACCGAACCUCCUGCUGCUGCUGUUCUUUUCUCACAGACAGACAGACAGACAGACAGACAGGUACAGGUCGGAUUAAAUUACGCAUUGCGCCUUUAAGAAGCUGUCAACAGGAUUAGAGUUACGCACGGCUGGCCGAGGUCGCGCGCACCGGAGCGCUUUUUACGCACAGAGGAGCGACAUUUGUCCCUCUGGUUUCUUCCUCUCCGUGGGCCCGGACACAGCUUCCACGCAGCGCGACAUGGCAGAGAUCGGGAAAGGGGUGACAGCCGGGAAACUGGCCCUGAACGUCCAGAAGAGGCUGAGCAGGGCGCAGGAGAAGGUCCUCCAGAAGCUGGGUAAAGCUGAUGAGACUCGGGACGCUGCCUUUGAGGAGCUGGUUGCUAACUUCACCAAGCAGAUGAAUGAAGGCAGCAAACUGCAGAAAGACCUGAAGAGCUACAUGGCAGCGGUCAAAGCCAUGCACGACGCGUCACGGCGGCUGCAGGACUGUCUGGCUGACAUGUACGAACCUGACUGGUUUGGAAAGGAGGAGCUGGACGCACUGGUGGAGGACACGGACACGCUGUGGUUGAGCUUCCAUCAGAACCUGACAGACAAAUCUCUGCUGUGCAUGGACACGUACCUGGCUCAGUUCCCGGAAAUCAAGUCCCGUAUAGCCAAGCGAGAGAGGAAGCUGGUGGACUUCGACAGCGCCCGCCACCACUUUGCCUCUUUACAGAAAGGAAAGAAGAAGGAUGAAGCCAAGAUCGCCAAGCCAGCAGCCUUGUUGGAGAUGGCCGCUCCCAGCUGGGCUCAGGGUUUGAUUUCUGCCCACCAGGUGGCUCAGACUAACCUCUCCUACAACCAGGCGGAGGAGGACCUGGGUCGGGCUCAGAAGAUCUUCGAGGAGCUGAAUGUGGAGUUACAGGACGAGCUUCCAACUCUUUGGGACAGUCGUGUUGGCGUCUAUGUUAGCACAUUCCAGAGCCUGGCAGGUCAUCAGGAGAGCUUCCACAAAGAAAUGAGCAAACUCAGCCAGAACCUGAACGACAUCAUGACCAAACUGGAGGAACAACGGCAGAUCAAAAAAGAUGCUACUGCAGCAACAGGGAACGGAGACGGUGCAAAGAGUGAGGAAGCCAACCACAGUGAAUCGACUAGCCCUGCACCAAAGAAGCUCGGACCUCCGCCCAACCGGCCUCCACCCAGACUUACCCCAUCUCCAGACCCCAAACAGCAAAUCGCUGGCAUGUUUGAGGAAGAGGCUUUAGAACCAGAUGCUAACACAAACUCCUCCAGCACGACACAAGAGAGCUCUGUAACCAAUGGCUCCGAUGCUGAACUUCCUCCAGGGUUCCUCUACAAGGUGAAAGCAGUACAUGAAUACACAGCCACUGACAACGAUGAGCUGGAGCUGAAGGUCGGAGAUUCUGUGCUGGUUUUGGCUUUUGACAACCCAGACGAACAGGAUGACGGCUGGCUUCUAGGCGUCAAGGAGUCUCACUGGUUCCAGAAGAAAGAUAUUUCAGCCAAAGGUGUUUUCCCCGAGAACUUCACUCAGAAGGUUUGAUGUGACUGCUGCGCACCGAUCCUCGUCCGACUCUCUGAUAUCGUUUUCAUGCAGACCCUGACACCAUGAUAAUGAUUAGAUCCUGAAAUGUGCACUGAAACAGAGCAUCCUGUCUGAUGAACACAGUGAUGGAUAACAGUGCCUGUCUGUGCAGUUAUGCAAUGUUACCAGAUGAUAAACAACUUGCUUUCCACUGACUUUUUUGGUAAUCGUGCAAGCAAAAAUAAAAAGGAAUGUAAACAAAAAA